Molecule: messenger RNA, 546 nt
Organism: Phodopus roborovskii (desert hamster)
Lineage: Eukaryota; Metazoa; Chordata; Mammalia; Rodentia; Cricetidae
Gene: Ifnb1
Product: interferon beta 1
Exons: 1
Coding region: 1-546 (181 amino acids)
Biological process (GO): adaptive immune response; natural killer cell activation involved in immune response; positive regulation of peptidyl-serine phosphorylation of STAT protein
Cellular component (GO): extracellular region
Molecular function (GO): cytokine activity; type I interferon receptor binding
Source: RefSeq, a predicted model, not a curated record
AUGACCAACAGGUGCAUCCUCCAAGCUGCAUUUCUGCUGUUUUUCCCCACAGCUCUGUCCAUCAACUACAAGGAGUUUGAGCUCAAACAAAGCAGCACUAAUUCAGUUUGUCAGGAGCUCCUGAAACAGCUGCAUGGACCACUCUGCCUCAGCUACAGAGUAGACUUCAAGAUCCCUAUGGAGGUGAAGCACCCAGGACAAAUGGAGAAGAGAGAUGCUGCCUUCAUCAUCCAAGAGAUGCUCCAGAAUAUCUUUGUUGUCUUCAACAAAAGCAAUUUCUCCAGCACUGGGUGGAAUAGGACCAUUGUUGAAAGCUUCUUAGAUGAACUUCAUAAGCAGAUAGGCUUUCAGAAGGAAAUUCUAAUGGAAAUCCCGGAGAAUGGAAGUUCGCCUACAAUCAUUCUACACUUGAAGAGCUAUUACUGGAGGAUGCAAAGGUACCUUGAAGACAAGAGGUACAGCAGGUGCGCCUGGGUGGUGACACGAGCAGAAGUCGUAAGGAACUUUCUCAUCAUUGAAAGGCUUACUAGUAUCUUUCAGAACUGA